CUAUAUUAAACAACCGAAAACAUCGACACUUGGAUGUUAGAAAUUGUUAAGGGGACAUAAUCGCAGGCUCGUAUUUAAGAAGACUGCAAUGAAUCUCAAAGUGCACCAGUUGUUGCUCUCUGUGGUUUUUGUGUUGGCCGUGCGUUUUGCCACAUCUUACGAGAUUCCAGAUAUUAUACCCAAGUCUGGCGUCUAUGAUGAGGAUUGGAUUAAAAACAUGUUGUAUCAGCUAGAGCAGUCGAAGAAAACUAAACAUUUACAAAAGGCAACGAGAAAAGUCUCUAACGGAAUUCAGCUAGAAAACUGCGGGGGUGCGAUGGCCCCCAUCGUCGUGGACGAGCUGACUGUGAGCCCGUACCCGAUCCCGUACAAGGGCGAGGUCACGGUGACCGUUAAGGCGACCUUGAAGCAGGAUCUCACUAACAACAUUCGGAUUGAGAUGGUGACCGAAAAACGUCAAUUCGGCACGUGGAUGAAAAUCGAUUGCAAGGGUUACCUGGGCUCAUGCACCUUUGACGACGUGUGCCCGAUGUUGAGCAAGUUGGCCACCUGCCCAGCCGAGCUGCAGGACCAGGCUGGGUGCAAAUGUCCGUUUGCAAAGGGAGUAUAUGAAGUCAACCGCAGCAAAGUGAAGAUGAACCUGCAGCGCUACGCCAUCGGGAAUUACCGCAGUACAGUGAGGAUCAUCGAGAACGGCAACCAGCUGGCCUGCUUCAAGGUGCUUUUUUGUGUGGGCUCAUCCUAGGGUCAGCACUUAGACUUAGAGUCUAGA
This is a messenger RNA of Physella acuta, 772 nucleotides long. RefSeq names its product ganglioside GM2 activator. Gene Ontology annotation, cellular component: cytoplasmic side of plasma membrane. Gene Ontology annotation, molecular function: lipid carrier activity; enzyme activator activity. The record is from RefSeq and is a predicted model, not a curated record. NCBI's taxonomy places the organism in Eukaryota, Metazoa, Mollusca, Gastropoda, Physidae. Gene Ontology annotation, biological process: ganglioside catabolic process; lipid transport.